AUGGCAGCCGGAGUCGCGGCUUGGCUUCCUUUCGCCCGGGCGGCAGCCAUAGGAUGGAUGCCCGUGGCAAGCGCACCUAUGCCCACACCCCCCAGGGAGAAGAGGAGAACACAAGACGGACUCAUUAUCCUUAAUGUCAGUGGGACAAGGUUUCAGACCUGGCGGAAUACUUUGGAACGGUACCCGGACACUCUACUCGGAAGCACAGAGCGAGAUUUCUUUUUCCAUGAAGAAACUAAUGAGUACUUUUUUGAUCGAGACCCAGACAUAUUCCGACACAUUCUCAAUUUUUACCGCACAGGCAAACUGCAUUACCCACGGCAUGAAUGCAUUUCUGCAUACGACGAAGAGCUGGCGUUCUUUGGGAUAAUACCUGAAAUUAUCGGGGACUGUUGCUACGAAGAGUACAAAGACCGCCGGCGAGAGAAUGCGGAAAGAAUUCAAGAUGACGAAGACAGUGAAAACAAGAAUGAUUUGGCGCCAGCUCAUAUGACCUUUCGGGAGUCUAUGUGGCGGGCUUUUGAAAACCCACACACCAGCACAAUGGCACUUGUAUUUUAUUAUGUCACUGGAUUUUUCAUUGCGGUUUCUGUCAUGGCCAACGUCGUGGAGACGGUGCCUUGUGGGACCUCACCUAGGGGCAUCAAGGAGGUGUCCUGCGGAGAGCGCUAUGCGUUGGCCUUCUUCUGCCUGGAUACCGCCUGCGUUAUGAUCUUCACAGUCGAAUACAUGUUGCGUCUAAUCGCAGCGCCAAGUAGAUACAAGUUUGUUAAAAGUGUAAUGAGUAUCAUCGAUGUGGUUGCAAUCAUGCCUUACUAUAUUGGCCUGGUUAUGACAGACAACGAGGAUGUGAGUGGGGCUUUCGUCACCCUGAGAGUGUUCCGUGUUUUUCGGAUUUUUAAAUUCUCCCGCCAUUCAGCCGGACUGCGUAUCCUGGGUUACACUCUGAAGAGUUGUGCGUCUGAACUAGGAUUCCUGCUCUUUUCUCUGACAAUGGCCAUCAUUAUUUUCGCCACGGUGAUGUUCUACGCGGAGAAAGGAUCUUCAGCCAGCAAGUUCACCAGUAUCCCCGCAGCUUUCUGGUACACCAUUGUCACCAUGACAACGCUAGGGUAUGGUGACAUGGUUCCUAAAACCAUCGUGGGGAAGAUAUUCGGCUCGAUCUGCUCCCUGAGCGGAGUGCUGGUCAUCGCCCUGCCCGUCCCGGUCAUCGUGUCCAACUUCAGCCGCAUCUACCACCAGAGCCAGCGCGCCGAGAAACGCCGGGCGCAGAAGAAAACCAGGCUCGCUAGAAUUCACGCGGCGAAGACGGGCGGUGCUAACGCCUAUAUGCGAUACAAACGCAACGGGCUCCCCAGUGACCUCCUGGAGCAGGCCUCGAAGGAAGCCGGCCAGGCCCAGAUCUCCAGGGCCAACCCCGUCUUCGAGACCCAGCACCACCACCUGCUGCACUGCCUGGAGAAGACCACGAACCACGAGUUUGUGGAUGAGAAGACGUAUGAGGCCAGCUGCAUGGAGGUGUCGCUGGUGAACCAGCUGGGCUCCCGCUCCUCCUCGCUGAGCUCCUCCCACCACGGCCUGUCCUCCUGCUGCUCCCGCCGCAACAGGAAGAGGAGCCUGCACCUCCCCAAUUCCACUGCCGCCGGUCGCCAUGGCAGCGUGCAGGAGCUCAGCACCAUCCAGAUCCAAGAGAGGCCGCUGUCCAACAGUCGCUCCAGCCUGAACGCUAAGCUGGACGAGACCGUACCGCUGAACUGUGACCAGCCCUACAUCACGGCCGCCAUCAUCACCAUGCCGACCCCGCCGGUGACCACGCCCGAGGGCGACGAGUCGGCGAGUUCAUCCAACUACUCGCAGACCAACAUCGUCCGGGUGUCGGCCCUAUAGACUCCACCGUCCUUGCCAAGGUGUCGGGCCUCAGAGAGACUCAACACCCCCUACUGGAGAGUGCGGUCAUUACACAAACUGAGGAGCCUCGGACCUGUUUUUUACUCCAACACUGCGGGUGUUGGUAUUUAGUAUAACACUGACACUGGGGAUCCUCCACCCAGGAGGGGGUGCUGUCUGGAGAAAGCCCCUGGGCUUAAGGCUUCAGAUCCUACACUCUCACGGGAAAGAUAUUUUUAAAUAUUGUGUGUCUUUCAAUAUGUUGUCUUAUGGAUUAGAGAGGCGGGGGGGUGGCCAUUUUUUUUAAAAGACAGCAUUUAAUCACAUGCUUGGGAUCAGAGGAACUUACAGUAUGUUGUAUAUUUAAUUGAAAAUAAUGAUGUAACAAGAAAGACUUUUGAUACUAAUACGUGAAGAGGCACAUGCAUGUGUGUGCAUGUGCCUGUGUGUGUGUGUGUGUGUGUGUGUGGGUGUGGGUGUGUGUGUAAGUGACUCAACAUGCAUGACCUAAUUGCAGUUUCUGAAUUUGUGAAUCUGUGUCCCCACCCUCCCCCUUUCCUGAAACUACAAUUCCCAUCACCACGAGCAAUAAGGCUCUUUUCAGUUCAUCUCUGUAUUUCGCAGAGGAGCGAAUCACCUGCUUGGUUACUUCUCUCACUUUCUCCGUUGAGUUACUCAGUGCAAAGAGGAUGCUGAUUGGCCAUUGUGAAUACCCUUCUCUGAUAUCCCCCCUCCGAGCUUGUCUCCCCUCUCCUUUACUGCGUUUACAUACUCAGUAAUGCAUCAUUUGUAAUUCUUGGUUGGUGAAAACGUUUUAUAGCUGCAUUGAGUCGUACUCACACUUUAAUUGUGAAAGAAGAAAAUGAUGUUUCUUGUUGUUCAUUUGUGUCUAUAAUUACAGCAAUCCCCAAUACACUUGCAAAGCAUUAAGAGGACACAGAAAACUCUUUAAAUCAGUGGUGUUGGAUAAGACUGGACACCUCUGCUUUAAGUGCUAAAUCAACACAACAGAUAAUGAUACUGAUCUUACUACAUCUCACACUUUAAAACGGUUUAAAAUAAUGGCCAAACUGCAACCGAUCUUAAUGUUUCUUCUGCUGAUGCAAUUUUGCUAUUGUAUGAAGUUGGCUAACUGAAGCAAACCAGAAAGCCACAUUUGUGUACCUUGAGGAAAUCCUAGUUGAUUAUGAAGUAUUGUGUUACUCUUACCUUUUCUCUAACAUAGCCAGACGUAUUACGUGUAUUACGUAACGUUACAGUGUAAAGCAACGUCAACAAAAGUGUAGUGGUGGAAAUACUGAUGUGAAAUUUAAUUUCCUUGUGGAGCAGUUGAGCUGAACGAAGUUUUCGGUAAUUGUGAUAAGCUGGCUCCGCGCGCAAUAGGCUACUGGCUCGUACAAGCGCUGUUUAAUGGAGCGUCGUACCGUUACGCCAUUAGGCUAACAUCAUUCCUGUGUGUGGAACCGAAUGCAACGAGACACUUCACUUCACUGAUCGCGGGUAAAUCGCAUCAAUGUGAAAUGGGUUUUUUAACCAAGUAAAAUAAUGACCUUAUGCUGUCAUUGUUGUUUUUCUGUUGCCUUGUGUAAUUUCAGAUUGAACUAUGGGUCUUUUUCACCAUUUUGUUUUUCCAGAGUACUGUACAGUACUGUCCACCUUUGGAACGCCUUCCCCGUAGAUCCCACCUCUGCUCAGAAAUGGCGUUAGAAUUUCCAAAAUUGACUCGUGUGAAUUAUGCAACAAGGGUUUUGUACAGAUUUUCAUUUUAUUGAGAAAAAUAGAGAAACACAUAAUAUUUUUAAAAACAAAUUGUCAUGUAUAGCUCAUUAAAUCUUACUCCAUUUUUGGUUGUAAAAAUAUAUAUAUAAAAAUUGCCGACUGUGUUUAGUGACCAAGUGCUGUAAAUUGUUCUUCUGUGUAGUAAAUAUUUAUCACAGUUAGUCAUUUUAAUCAUUUCAAAUGCCGUUUCUAUUAUUUUAUUUCAGUUAAUAAUCAGGUACUCAUCUUAUCAAUUCUAUAUCCUCCCAAGACCCGGCACUUCAUAUUUGUCCUCUUUCGGGGACAUGAGUCUCUGGUCUUAGUCUUUGAACCAUAAAUUCAAUUAAAAAAAAAGAAUAUUGUUGAAAAUAUUUUCACUGCAUUAUCCAAGACACUUGUAUUAUGCCAAAUACAAAUACUUUUUGCUAAUUCUGGCAAGGUCUCAGGAGGAUAUACCUUUUUGUUUCUUGACCGUUAGAUCAAAAAGAUGCAUGCAGUCAGUCAUCGAUGACUUUGGUCUUGUUGUACCGGAGAAAAGUCUGAGUUCUGUUCUUGAUUUGUUUGUCAAAGCUCGAGGCUUUAGAAAGGUGUAUUUAAUGUACAAGAGACUUGUGUAAAUUCAAGAAAUGACUACUUUAAAUUUGUUACGGCUUGUGCUGUGGACAAAAUAUAAAAAAAUAUUUACAAAUUAGAAACAGCAAAACACAUUGUUCUGUUCAGUGUGGUCUAUGAAUAAAUGAGAAAGUCACUGUUCUAUUAAAAUACUAGGGGAAAAACCUUGA
Molecule: messenger RNA, 4427 nt
Organism: Conger conger (European conger)
Lineage: Eukaryota; Metazoa; Chordata; Actinopteri; Anguilliformes; Congridae
Gene: kcnd2
Product: potassium voltage-gated channel, Shal-related subfamily, member 2
Exons: 6
Coding region: 1-1887 (628 amino acids)
Biological process (GO): protein homooligomerization; potassium ion transmembrane transport
Cellular component (GO): voltage-gated potassium channel complex; membrane
Molecular function (GO): A-type (transient outward) potassium channel activity; protein binding
Source: RefSeq, a predicted model, not a curated record